UGUUUGUGAUGACACUCUGGGGGAAUGCUGCGCAGCUCAGAUCCGACGCACAUUAAUGAAUGCCCGGUCACAGCACAGGUGAGCCAGCCCUUUAGGUUGAUUGGUUUUUAUUUCGUGAUCCGUAAAGACUUGUAACCAGGGCGACAGUAAAAGCAACCUUGUGUUCAGGCAGAGCACUCGCCCCACACCUCCAUCACUAAGGACGUACACCGCGCGCAAAGAAGGCUCUCCGCUCCGGGUUAAAGCAUGAAGGUGCAGCUGGUGCUACCUGUGGUGAUCAUGACGUCUGUGGCUCUGAUGGGGGUCAUGAAAUUACGGCAAAAGGAGCAGGACAAAGAGGACAGACGGAAAAGGUUUCAGGAUAUCAAGCUGCGGGUGACCUAUGAUGUGCUGCAGGAGUACGAGGGCGAGAAGGCGCAGCAGCAGAACCUUCUGGAGAAGACACGGAGUGAGGAGAAGGCGCUGGCGGAGGAAGUGAUCAAGCUCCAGACCCGAGCAGACAAGGCGAAGGGCGACGUGGACGUCUGCACGGGUGAUCAGAAAUCUGCCAGAGAUGAGCUGGCAGCACUCGAGGCCGAUCUCAGUCAUCUCCAAGCUGACAAUGACAAGGAGAAGACCGGCUGGACAGCAGAAGUGGAAACACUGAAACAGCAGCUAGCAGCACCGAGUGGAGUGUGUGGCUUCUUGAAAGCUGGAGCACCUGAAGAAGUAAGCAAGCUGUGUAGCAAGGAAGUAGCUGCAGAGGCCUCUAAACAAGAGGAGCCAAAGGCAGAGGCCCCGAAACAAGAGGAGCCUAAAGCAGAAGCCCCUAAACAAGAGGACCCAAAGGCAGAGGCCCCUAAACCAGAGGAGCCUAAAGCAGAGGCCCCGAAACAAGAAGAAGCGAAGGCAGAGGCCCCAAAACAAGAGGAAGCAAAGGCUGAGGCCCCGAAACAAGAAGAAGCAAAGGCAGAGGCCCCGAAACAAGAGGAAGCAAAGGCAGAGGCCCCGAAACAAGAAGAAGCAAAGGCAGAGGCCCCGAAACAAGAGGAAGCAAAGGCAGAGGCCCCUAAAAAAGAAGAAGCAAAGGCAGAGGCCCCUAAAAACGAAGAAGCAAAGGCAGAGGCUCCUAAGAAGCGAUAAGGUAUUACAACCUGUGUUUUUGACUCUACAACUCUUCCUCUGUUAAAAAAAAAAAAAAGACAAAACAAAAACCAUUUUUGAUAUUUUGCAACCAGAUUCUAGCACGUUGCUUUACUGGGUCGAUGUCACGUGUGGUACUUGUACAGGUAGGAGCCUCAAGAAGAACUGCUCAGUUCCCUUAUUGGGAUGUUUAUUUCAUCUGUUAUUUGUUUUUAUGCAACAAAAUGAAGAAUGAAGUUACAUUUUGAUGUUGGCAUUUGUGGGGUUUUUUGUGUGUGUGAGUAUGUUGGUGCAACAUGCUUUUGUAAUGAACAGAUUGUGUUAUAAUGCAAAUAUUUUCUGCCGGCCAGGUUCAAGAGACAUUUAUUGUAAUUAUAAGGCAAUGUAAGAAAUCACUGACUAAAUAGUGAUAAAGUGAUGUAUUUAAAGCUAUCCAGCGUCUCCUCUGCCGCCUGCUCUGCUCUGCUUCACGUCAUGUUGACAUUGUUCAGUUUCUUUUUCGGUGGCAAGAAUGUUUGUCUGCCAUAAUGCAGUUUGUUUAUGGCACAAAGAAAAUAAAUACAAAGCUCUGAACCAA
Molecule: messenger RNA, 1699 nt
Organism: Epinephelus fuscoguttatus (brown-marbled grouper)
Lineage: Eukaryota; Metazoa; Chordata; Actinopteri; Perciformes; Serranidae
Exons: 4
Coding region: 247-1122 (291 amino acids)
Source: RefSeq, a predicted model, not a curated record